Molecule: messenger RNA, 1302 nt
Organism: Laetiporus sulphureus 93-53
Lineage: Eukaryota; Fungi; Basidiomycota; Agaricomycetes; Polyporales; Laetiporaceae
Exons: 6
Coding region: 1-1302 (433 amino acids)
Biological process (GO): double-strand break repair via homologous recombination
Cellular component (GO): Slx1-Slx4 complex
Molecular function (GO): 5'-flap endonuclease activity; crossover junction DNA endonuclease activity
Source: RefSeq, a predicted model, not a curated record
AUGUCCACCAAAGGUCAAGCAAGUCAUCGCUUCCCUGCAUUCUACGCUUGUUAUCUUCUGAAGGGCGCCAAAAGUGCGGUCACCUCCGAUGUUACAUGUACAACCUACGUAGGAAGUACCGUUAAUCCUCUUCGACGCAUACGUCAACACAAUGGAGAGAUUACAUGCGGUGCCGCUCGAACUCGUCGUGGUCGACCUUGGGUGAUGCAAAUGCUCGUGCACGGUUUUCCGUCACGGAUAGCUGCUCUUCAAUUUGAAUGGGCGUGGCAACAUCCUUGGCGCUCAAGACAUCUUCGUGGCGAGCAUGGGCAGCGGAUUUUUCCAAAAAAGAAGCAGCUCUCAGCCGACCAGAAAAUAAUAAUAGUUCGAGAAAUGCUUGGUUUUCAUCCUUACAACACAUGGCCCUUGCAUGUCAAGCUAUUCACUGAGGAUGCCAUUACCGCAUGGCUCAAUGCUUGGGAUGAAGCUCACACCUUUGAGCUCCCUGCAGGUUUUACCUGCUCCAUAGAAGUAAAGGGAGUGGACAGAAAGCCUAGGGUUCGCGGAUCUAGCGAUGCAGGUUCGCUUGACAUCUCUGAUGCUCAAUUUACCUCCAGUCACUUGCGCAAGAUGUCCGAUACAUAUGCGUCUAACAAAACGCCCAAGUGCUCUAUUUGCGAUGGCGUUAUUGACAUCAGUCAUGCGUCCGUUCAGGAUCCCUUGGCUGUGGCUCUAUGCCCAACUGAGACGUGUACCGGAAUUUCUCAUCUCACCUGCCUCGCGGACGAUUUUCUCCAUAGCGAGGAAGCAUCUAGUUCCCAAUUCAUUCCUCGCGGGGGUCAAUGUAGACCCUGCCGAACAUACAUCCUGUGGGGGGAUGUGAUUCGUGGUUGUCAUCGGCGAAAAGGCGAAGUCGCUCCUAUUCCCGACUCCGAUCUCAGUGGAAAUGAGGACGACUUGAUGGCCGAGAUGUCCGCUAACUCCGCCGACGCAGCCCCCUUGCCGGCGGCACCAGGGAGAAAAGGGAAGGCAACCAAGACGACUAUUCGAAGAUCUCAGGCACCGCGCGAAACGGCUCGAGUGGAUCCGUCGGCAGGGGAACACUCCAACGAUGACUGCGUGAGUAGCAGCACUGGAGAAAGCAGUAAGAAAUCAGCUGGUUGCUCGGUUAGCAACCCCCGCAAGCAAGCUGUAUCUUCCAAGAAAAGAACUACCGCUGGCAAGACCAAAGCGAAGGAUCGUGGCAGACUGACUGAGGAUCGCGCGAGUGAUGCUUCAAUCGAUGCCGUAAAGGUUUUCAAUCGUAAGCUUGAGCACAAGUAG